AUGUCUAAGUACCACGGAGCCGGUCAAUCGAGCGUUGGCUUCCCUGCCCUCUACGAGGCUGGUGACCAGCGCAAUGAGCCCCAAUCCGUCAUCAACGAGCGCGAACGCUACAGCGAGGGCGCGCCUCCCCAUAGCCACAAGAACCUGGAUUCCAAGGACCAGCGUUCGAUCGCCAACAAGCUCGCUUCCCAGGAGAAGAAGCCCAAUUCGUCGCACCACCACAACGGCGAGUACGACCCAGAGGCUGAACUGAGCAAGCAGGAUCCCACUAAGCCGGCCAAGAUGCAUGGCAACAAGCCCUCGAAGGGGGCGCAGAUUGAUGCCGAGUUGCAAGCUGAUGAUGAGCAGCGCCUGCGCGAGAAGGGCAUUAAGAAAUAA
Penicillium macrosclerotiorum is the source of this 378-nucleotide messenger RNA. RefSeq lists its product as uncharacterized. NCBI's taxonomy places the organism in Eukaryota, Fungi, Ascomycota, Eurotiomycetes, Eurotiales, Aspergillaceae. The transcript is spliced from 2 exons. Bases 1 to 378 code for a protein of 125 amino acids. The record is from RefSeq and is a predicted model, not a curated record.